AUGACGACUAUCCCGAAGGGGGGGUGGAAAGCAUGGUCGGUUGUGCUCGGGGCAUGGUGUGCCAUGAUUCCUUCCAUGGGGUUAUUAAAUAGCCUCGGGAUUCUUCACGCAUGGACCAGCACACAUCAACUUAAAGAUUAUUCAGAAUCCAGUAUUGGUUGGAUAUUUGGCGCUUAUGGCUUCUUUCUAUACUUUGCAGGGGCCCAAGCGGGACCAAUUUUUGAUGCAUAUGGGCCGAACUAUGUCAUCAUACCUGGUUCGUUCGGCAUGGUGAUAGCUCUUAUAUGUUUCAGCUUCAGCGAAGAAUACUACCAAAUAUUCCUUUCCUUCAGCGUGCUCGGAGGUCUUUCAGCUUGCACACUCUUCACUCCAGCUGUUUCGGCAGUUGGUCAUUGGUUCAAUUUGCGAAGAGGUUAUGCUACAGGAAUUGCGUGCACGGCGGGCGGCAUAGGAGGCGUAGUGUUUCCCCUGAUAAUCCUCUUCGUGGCCCCUAAGAUAGGAUUCCCGUGGGCGAUCCGAAUCAUUGCACUGUUCUGUGUCGUCAUGUGUACAUUGGCGUGUCUUCUCUUGAAGACUAGGCUACCGGCAAACCUCAAAUCCGGUGCUAUGGUCGAUUUUCGCGCCUUGAAAGAUCCCCACUAUGCUGUCACUACUGUCGCGGUUUUCCUGGUGGAAUUUGCCGUCUUUAUACCUAUCACGUAUAUUGCAUCGUAUGCCAUCCAUGUUGGAGUCGGCGACACGAUCUCAUACCUACUCAUCGCCUUCCUGAACUUGGGAGCUAUCCCUGGGCGCUUUUUCCCCGGCUUGAUAGCCGACCGCUUGGGUCGUUUCAAUGUUAUGGUGCUGACAUCAUUUGUCUGUGCCAUCUUGACUCUCGCACUGUGGCUGAAAUCAGGCGACAAUCUCGCCGCGAUCAUCUGCUACGCUGUGUUGUUUGGCUUCUGGAGUGGAGCAGCAAUCAGUUUGACGCCAGUAUGUAUCUCUCAGGUCUGCGCCACGCAGGAUUACGGUAAAAGAAAUGGAACCACGUUCACGAUCGUCAGCAUUGGAACCCUUACUGGAAUCCCCAUUGCAGGGGCGAUCCAGCAGCGUGACGGAGGAGAAUACGACGAUCUGAUCAUAUUUGGCGGUGUCCUUUAUCUUUCGGCUGCAAUAGCAUUUGCUAUAGCUAGAGGCGUUUGCCGUGGAUGGUCUUUAAAGACAAUAUUCUAG
Molecule: messenger RNA, 1212 nt
Organism: Penicillium cosmopolitanum
Lineage: Eukaryota; Fungi; Ascomycota; Eurotiomycetes; Eurotiales; Aspergillaceae
Product: putative oxalate/formate antiporter
Exons: 3
Coding region: 1-1212 (403 amino acids)
Biological process (GO): transmembrane transport
Cellular component (GO): fungal-type vacuole membrane
Molecular function (GO): transmembrane transporter activity
Source: RefSeq, a predicted model, not a curated record